AUGGUGUCGACCAAUAAAACCAAUAAUGACCAGAUGUCCAUAUCGUUUGCCGGAUGCGGUUUUCUCGGCCUCUAUCACAUUGGUGUGGCUUCAUGUUUGAAAAACUAUGCACCCGUCGGCAAUCGGACACUACUGGUUGGUACAUCGGCCGGUGCACUGGCCGCUACAUCAAUGUGCUUGAAUUUAUCGCUAGUCGAUGUUGCGGCCACUAUCUUGUCGGUGGCCACCGAUGCCCGUACCCGAUCGCUUGGUGCGUUUGAUCCUAGUUUCGAUGUCAAUCGGAUACUACACGACAAACUGGACUCAAUGCUACCUAACGAUUGUCAUACGCAAGCCAACGGUCGACUGGUCAUCGGUAUGACCCGUGUAGCCGACGGCAAGAAUGUACUAAUCAGUCAGUUUGAUAGCAAACAGGAUCUCAUUGAUGCUAUAAAAUGUUCCAGUUUUAUACCGUUAUGGUCGGGUAUAUUGCCGCCAAAAUUUCAGGGUAUCGCCUACAUAGACGGCGGUUUUACCGAUAACUUGCCAGUCAUUGACAAACACACAAUAACUGUGACACCGUUUUCUGGCCAAUCGGAUAUAUGUCCGUUGGACGACAUGGACGACAACAACAUUAACAACAAAACUAAUAAUAGCAGUCUGUAUGGUCUAAAUAUGGCCAACUUUUCCCUAACGUUGACUAAUCUGUACCGCGGAAUACGUACACUAUUUCCCGCCCAUCCCGAAGCCAUAUCGCGUGUAUGUCAACAGGGUUUCGAUGAUGCGCUCCGUUAUCUCCGACAAAAAAAUAAGAUAGCCUGCACUAGAGGUUUGGCCAUAAAGUGGUCGCUAAUAACCGUUGUGGCCGACGGCGGCGGCGAUACCGAUAAAAAUUCCGUUAAAGGCGACUAA
This is a messenger RNA of Oppia nitens, 891 nucleotides long. Its product is annotated as patatin-like phospholipase domain-containing protein 2. The transcript is spliced from 3 exons. Lineage: Eukaryota; Metazoa; Arthropoda; Arachnida; Sarcoptiformes; Oppiidae. Gene Ontology annotation, molecular function: triacylglycerol lipase activity. The coding region runs from base 1 to 891 and encodes 296 amino acids. Gene Ontology annotation, cellular component: cytoplasm; membrane; lipid droplet. The record is from RefSeq and is a predicted model, not a curated record. Gene Ontology annotation, biological process: triglyceride catabolic process; lipid homeostasis.